GGUGGGGAAAGCAGCCGACGGGCAGCCGCGCCAUCGCUCGCAGCUCGCCGAGUUUGCAGCGGUGGCCCCGGCAACAGGCAAGCCGGCCCCGGUCGCAGCUCGCUCCUCUCCGGAAGCUCCGGAGGGAGGGAAAGAUGCUCCGUCCAGCCGGGAACCCGCCUCUUCGACCCCGCAACUUUUUAGCUCCCGGAGCCCCGCAAUAGAGCCGCCCCCGCCGCGAUGGCCGUGCAAGCGGCUCCGCUCCCGCCUCCCCACCACCAUCCCUUCGUCCCCUUCGGCUUCCCGCCGGCCGAUUUCGAGGGAGGCGGCGGCGGCGGCGGCGGAGCGCUGCUGCUGCUGGAAGGCGUCGGCGGGGCCCACAGCGGAGGCGGCGGCAUCGCUUCUUGCACCGACCCGGGCGACUUCCGCGAGGCGACCCGCGAGCUGCUCAGCUUCAUCGACUCGGCCUCCAGCAACAUCAAGCUGGCCCUGGACAAGCCGGGCAAGUCCAAACGGAAAGUCAACCAUCGCAAGUAUCUGCAGAAGCAGAUCAAGCGCUGCACCGGCCUCAUCGGCGGGGCGUCCGCCAACCCGGAGGCCGCCGCCGCCGCCGUCUCCGCCUCUUUCGCCGCGGCAGCUCCCGGUCCGGUUCCCGCUUCGGCCGCCAACGCCACCAAGCCAGCGUCGACGUUGACGGCGCCCUCUAGCGGCGGCGCGGCAUCGUCCUGCAGGCCUGCGGCCAAACGCGAGAGCCACGCGCUGCAGAGCAAAAGUUUAGCGGCGCUUUUCGACGCCUUGCGCUCGCCGGGUUUGGAGCGAAAGGGAUCCCCGACGGCCGCGGCAAGCGCGGCGGCGGCGGCUGCUCCCGCCGCCGGGCUGGGGAGCGACGUGGGCGGCAAGGAGGCCGGGUCUAGCCCGGCGGCGGCGGCGGCGGGGGGCGCCUGCAAGAAGGUGCCUCUGCGGAACCGCAACCUGCCCGUCUCCUUCUUCACCGAGCCGGCCCCGCCAAGCCGGGCGCCCAAUCCGGCCGGUUUGGAAGAAGCCGUCCCGUCGGUGGCCGAGGAGCUUUUCGAUCUGCUGGCCGCCGCUCCCGAUUACCGCGCCUUGCUGCAGGAGUCCGCGGAGCCGCCGGCCGUCUUUCCGGGCCCCGCUUUGCAAGCGGCGGCGGAGCUGCCGCUGGAGCCGCCGUUGUACGAGCCGCUGCCGUCGCUGGCGCCCCUGCUGUAUGCCGAGCCCCCCUUGCGCCCCCUGCCGGCCCUCUACGCCGCCGUCGCCGCCGCCGCUUCGGAUCCCGCGGCGCCCUUCUUUGCGGAUUGCCCGCUGCCCCCUCCCCCGGCCGUGCCCUACGAUUACGGCUACAAUCGGGGGGUGCCUUACCCCAGCCUUUAGCCCUUCGUGGACGGAAGGGACGAGGAAGCGGGGGUGGGGUGGGCUGGGGUAGGAGGAAUGGCGGGACCCCCGCUAUCGGGGGCCAAGCGAGUGAGGUGUGGCCUUGGAGGGCGAGGGAGCUCUGGAAGUGGCCACCGACUCAUUGUAGGACUACUUCGGAAAGACUUGGGCAGUCCGGCCCUGCCUGAUGACCUCUGGGUGUGCCGGACCCCAUCUCCCAUCCUCCUCCAAGCCUCACCUCCAAUUAUGCAGACUUGGGUUGAACUUCCGGAGCGGUCCUGAAAGGCUUUGAUCAAAGGAAAGUUGGAUGGGGACAGUUGAAGAGUGACUCUGUAGGACUACUUCGAGAAAGCCUGGGCAGUCUGGCCCUGCCUGAUGACCUCUGGGGGUGCCGGACCCCAUCUCCCAUCCUCCUCCAAGCCUCACCUCCAAUUAUGCAGACUUGGGUUGAACUUCGGAGCGCUCCUGAAAGGCUUUGACAUCAAAGGAAAGUUGGAUGGGGACGGUUGAAGACUGACUGUUAAGAGAACCAGUAGCCUCUUAAUGGAAGAGGCCCCUUGUUCCCAGGAAUUUGGGGGAGCCCCAGGAUAGUUAGCCUAUGUAAAGUCUUAAAUCGAGAUCACUCUAUAAUUGUAACUUCUUCAUACUCUUUAUGGGCCAGUUUUGUCCAAGCUGAAUAAGUUCUUGUGAUUUGGGGGGAAGAAUUCAUGUUGGACAGGAGACUUGGGAUUUGCCUGCCUAGGUUGGGUUCCAGAAGAAAAUCAUAAAGGUCCCUGGUGGUUAGAAGGCAGUAUUGCAGGCUAACUCUGCCCACUGCCAGGAGUUCGAUCCUGACGGGGCUCAAGGUGGACUCAGCCUUCCAUCCUUCCGAUGUCGGUAAAAUGGGGGACCCAGAUUGUUGGGGGGCAAGUAUGCUAACUCCCUAAACCACUUAGAGAGGGCUGUAAAGCACCAUGAAGUGGUAUAUAAGUAUAUUGCUAUUUCUUGAUCCGUCUUCUCUGUUUGCACAUCUGAAUCAAGUUCGGUGUGCAGACGGCCAACUAUUCUCUGAAGUGUGAAUCUGAAGGGGCCUCAUUUGUAGGAGAACCAAAAGAUCUAAGGUUUACUUUUGUGCAAAUGUGCAAAGGAUGGGGGGGGUGAGGGGAGAGUUCCUGGAAUGGAAAGUUUCUACACAGAAGGCUGGAGAUGGCCCUUUUAUGACUCGUGGACUUCAACUCCCAGAAUUCCUGAGCCAGCAUGGAGGAAACUUUGGCUCCUUCAUGACUUGUGGACUUCAGCUCCGAG
Crotalus tigris (Tiger rattlesnake) is the source of this 2652-nucleotide messenger RNA. RefSeq names its product protein FAM181B-like. Lineage: Eukaryota; Metazoa; Chordata; Lepidosauria; Squamata; Viperidae. The transcript has a single exon. The record is from RefSeq and is a predicted model, not a curated record. Bases 220 to 1368 code for a protein of 382 amino acids.